AUGUCCGCACCAAAGAUCAUCCUCUACACCAACCGCACCUGCCCAUGGGCUCACCGGGCCCAUAUCGCCCUAAAGGAAUCCGGCCUUGAAUACGAAGAGGUCACCAUUGACCUCGAUACUCCCCGCGAGCCCUGGUAUCUAAAAGUGAACCCACGCGGUCUAGUCCCAAGUAUCUCAUACAACGGAGACAUAAUCACCGAGUCUGGCAUCGUGGCCCAGUUCAUCGCAGACGCUCACCCCUCCCACCUCCUCCCACCAUCAGGCCCAGUCGAGAACGCCCUCUAUCGUGCCCGCGUAAACUUCUUUGUCGACGCCUUCCAAAGCAAGGUCGUCCCAAAUCUUUUCGCCGGUCUCCGCGCAACCUCAGAGGCAGACCGUGAUGCCGCAGCCGAGCAACUGGUCGCAGCAGCUGUGAAAGAGGUUGAGCCGCUUCUAGCCGAUACUGAGGGCAAGGGUCCUUUCUUUGGAGGUAGUAAGAAACUCACUUUGGCCGAGGUCCAAACUGGCUCUUUCUUGCUUCGUCUCUUUGGCUUUGCUGAGCACGGGCUUGUCAGUGCGAAGAUUCCUCAGCUUCUAGAGGAACAAGCUCCUAGAUUCAAUCGCUGGGCUAAGGCUACUAUUGCCCAUGAUAGCGUCAACUUUAUUUAUGAUUCCAAGUUGGUUGCUGAUCGGACUCGGGCUAAGUUUGCGCCUAAAUAG
Penicillium taxi is the source of this 699-nucleotide messenger RNA. RefSeq names its product glutathione S-transferase family protein. Gene Ontology annotation, cellular component: cytoplasm. Bases 1 to 699 code for a protein of 232 amino acids. The record is from RefSeq and is a predicted model, not a curated record. NCBI's taxonomy places the organism in Eukaryota, Fungi, Ascomycota, Eurotiomycetes, Eurotiales, Aspergillaceae. The transcript has 3 exons.